AUGAUAUCAUUAGCACCAUCCACUUCAGUAGCAUCAACAUCAACAUCAACAUCAACAUCAACAGAAUCUAUCUCUUCCUCUGUGUUGAGCUUCACUCCUCUAGAUGAUAUCGAUAUUAGAAUUAAAAGAUCCAAAGAAUAUUUCAAUUUAAAACAACAACAAUUGGCUCUAGAGAAUAAGUCAUUGAAGUACGAAAUACGAGAUCGUCAAAAUCUUUUGAAACGACUCUAUUUUGCCAUUAAGGAUAAUGAAGAACUAAUCAUUUUGGCUAUGGAAAAGGAUUUCAAUAGAUCACGACAAGAAACUAUCUCUUUAGAAUUUGUCAAGCUAUUAAAUGAUAUCUUACAUAUAAUAGAAUCGUUACCCAAAUGGAUGUCCAAUAAGAAAGUCAAUGACUGGUCCCCUGUUGGUAUGUUUGGUAAUAUUCAAAUACAAAAUAUUGCGUUGGGUACUGUCUUGAUCAUUGCACCAUUCAAUUUCCCUCUUCUUUUGGCUUUAUUGCCCGUCGUGUAUGCCAUCUCUGGUGGGAAUUCGGUCAUUUUAAAACCAAGUGAAUUGACACCAAAUACUGCUAACAUCAUUGAACGUAUUGUAGAGCAAUCACAAUUACCUUCGGGGCUAGUGCAAAUCAUUCAAGGUGGUGCUGUAGAAAAUACAAAAUUGAUCAACUCAGGAGAGUUCGACAAGAUCUUUUACACGGGAUCUCCAAGAGUAGGUGCCAUCGUGGCAGAAGCCGCAGCCAAGAGUUUGACGCCUUGUGUCCUAGAACUGGGUGGUAAAUCACCCACUUUUUUCACUCAGAAUUUGAAUAGAUCACAUUGGGAAACAGCUUUGAAAAGAAUCUUUUUCGGGUCCUUUGCCAAUUCAGGGCAAAUAUGUGUCAGACCAGAUUACUUGUUAGUACAUUCUUCCAUCUAUAAAGAUGUCGUUAAAUUAGCCACUCAAUUGCUUCAUGAGAUGUUCCCCUUGAUCGAUUCUCAAACUGAAUUUACCCAUUUGAUUAACGAUGACUCUUAUAAAAGAACUACUAUUAAAUUGAAAACUACAAACUCAAAUAUAAUUCAAGCAAAGAUCGAUGAAUCGUCUUUGCAAGGCUUGAAUUUGGUCCCACCAACAUUAUUAAUAGAUUGUGAUUGGGAUGAUAGUUUUAUGAAAGAGGAAAAUUUUGCUCCCAUUUUACCCAUCAUCAAAUAUGAUAAUCUAGAUAAAACUAUUGACAAGAUCAUGACCUUCCACGACACUCCAUUAGCUGAAUAUAUCUUUUCAGAUAAUUCAACAGAAAUCAACCAUAUCCUAACAAGAUUAAGGGCAGGUGAUUGUAUGGUUGGUGAUACCAUCAUUCAUGUCGGGGUCCCCGACACCCCCUUUGGUGGUAUUGGUACUUCCGGGUAUGGUAACUACGGUGGUAACUAUGGGUUUAGUGCAUUCACUCAUGAAAGAACCGUUUUCAAACAACCUUAUUGGAUGGAUUUAGCCUUGUCAAUGAGAUAUCCUCCUUAUUCGAUCACAAAGAGACAAUUGGCUCAAAUCGCUACUGAAAGAAAGCCUUGGUUCGAUAGAGAUGGUAACGAUAAGUUUCCAUUGUGGAAAGCCAUUCUAAUACCAAUCGGAUUAAUCAUGGUCUCUUUGCUAACCAAAAAAUAUAUAUCUUCAUGA
Messenger RNA from Henningerozyma blattae CBS 6284, 1656 nucleotides. RefSeq names its product hexadecenal dehydrogenase (gene HFD1). Lineage: Eukaryota; Fungi; Ascomycota; Saccharomycetes; Saccharomycetales; Saccharomycetaceae. Gene Ontology annotation, biological process: aldehyde metabolic process. The transcript has a single exon. The record is from RefSeq and is a predicted model, not a curated record. Gene Ontology annotation, cellular component: cytoplasm. Gene Ontology annotation, molecular function: aldehyde dehydrogenase (NAD+) activity. The coding region runs from base 1 to 1656 and encodes 551 amino acids.